UACAAAUUGAAUAUUUUCAACGGGAAAAACUUCGGUCCGCACUUAGAACUUGGAAGAGAGCGUAAGAGAGAGAAAAUGGCGGCUUCUACCACGGCUCCGGCGACGGCGACAAAUUCCGAUGAAUCGAUGAAGAUAGCAAUCGCCAUGGCUCUUCUCCGAUCAAAACUUCUCUCUCAACCUUCUUCUUCUUCUUCAUCCCGCGUUUUUCACUGGAAACAAAAGGCGAAAAGUCGUAAGCAAGAAAUUCUCCGACUCUCAGAGGAGAUCAAACGCCUCGAAGAUGAUUUGAGCUGUGAUUUGUAUCCGCAAAGUGCGUCAUGCAAGUGUUAUUUCUUUGAUGAUUUGCAAAAUGUAAGCUCUAAGAAGUUCACAAAUGGUGAUGAUCAUAGGAUGAAUGAUGUUCUUCACCGCAGGUUUCUCAGACUAGUACGUAUGCAGAAGAGGAUUAAAAGAAGAACUAGCAAUUCGACCGAUCAAAGAGUAUUUUCAGAGUUUUCUAAGGAAGAGGAGAUAGAACAGCUGAAGAUUUCAGCUGAGUUUCUUGUGGAUCUGUGUGAGAUGCCCAUCCCGGUGAAGAAGCCUAAUUUUGCAAACUUGGCACAUCAAGCGGUGGAUUUCAUUCUAGGUUCUCUAGGUCACUUAUUGUCGAAGGAAAAGGAUGCAGCUCUGAUGGAAGGCACCAUUAACAGCUUGAUUGUACAUUUAGUCAAAAGGAUGUGCACACCUCUGGAAAAUGAGCUACGUGACCCUGAAACCGAUGCACAAGUCCAUAUCCAGUAUAUUAUCCGCAUGCUUGGAAGCGCCUCUUAUGUAGGACAGAGAAUCCUGCUUUCUGUCUGUCACAGGAUAUCAGAACUAGCAGAACAGUUGCUCUCCCUGGAUCCUUUUGAUGAGUCUUUUGCCCUUAUACACGAUUCUUUGUUUGUGAUGAUACAGCUUAUUGAGCUCCUACUGUCGGACUACUUACUCAUUUGGUCGAAGGAUGAAACAUUUGAGAUUAGGUUGUUUGAGGAGUGGCUUCCUUCGUUUCUUCAUGCUCGUAAAACAUUGCAGUCAAUGGAGAAGAGGUCAGGGCUUUAUGCACUUUACAUGGAUCGAGUAACUGGUGAGUUAGCUAGGCAGGUUGGCCAAGUAAUGUCCUUCCAGAAACUAAACCAAAAUAUUCUUGAUGAACUGUUAGCUGAUCUAUGAUUCUGUAUCACCUACUUAUCUGGCCUCGGAAGAUAGUUGCCAUCAGAAGUUCUUUUAUUUUUGACCUAGUUAGUACUUCUUAGAUUAUCUAUUUUGUCAUCGAGUGUCAAGCUUGUGCAAUUAAGUUCAGGUAAGAAUAAGUGACUGCUGUAAAUUGUGAAUCGAUAUAGGGUAGGCUAAUUUCUUAAUUCUUUCUUUUUUUGGGUAUGUGCUGGGAUAUCAUGUUUUACCUCUAAGGCUUAAACGAGAAGGUUAUAUCAGAGGGUUGGCUAUUUUUACUAUAUA
Molecule: messenger RNA, 1476 nt
Organism: Beta vulgaris subsp. vulgaris (sugar beet)
Lineage: Eukaryota; Viridiplantae; Streptophyta; Magnoliopsida; Caryophyllales; Amaranthaceae
Exons: 10
Coding region: 76-1191 (371 amino acids)
Biological process (GO): meiotic spindle organization; meiotic DNA double-strand break formation
Source: RefSeq, a predicted model, not a curated record